UGGGUCUCUGAACAGAACCAAGGGAACUAACUGGUAAAUGAUUAUAGUUGGGUUAUGAACUCGUUGAUGGAAAACUACACCUUAAACAGCUUUACCCUCCAGAUAGAAGGGUUAGAUGUCUCAGAGAAAUUUUUGUAUCCUGUGUUUUUCUUCUUCCUCCUUUCUUACCUGGGAAUAAUGAUGCUGAAUGUGGGGAUUGUGAUCCUGAUUUGCAUGGACAGAAGCCUCCAUCAGCCCAUGUACCUGCUCUUCUGUAACCUGCCGCUUAACGACAUCCUAGGUGUCUCGUACAUGGUGCCCCGCCUGAUGUCGGACAUCUUGCUGCCGCCGGCUGAGCGCCUCAUCAGUUACUAUGAGUGUGUUGUUCAGGCUUUCUGUUCCCACAUGUUAGGCACCACGUCCCACACGGUGCUGAUGAUCAUGGCCUUCGACAGAUAUGUUGCCAUCUGUAAUCCUCUGCGUUAUUCUAUGAUAAUGACCAGCAGGAUGGUGAUGAAGCUGACCGUCUCUGCCUGGGGGUCGGCCUUGGUUCUGGUGGGGAUUCUGCUGGGCCUGACGGUCCGGCUGAGCCGCUGCAGGACUCUGAUCACCAACCCAUUUUGUGACAAUGUCUCACUGUUCAAGCUGUCCUGCGAGAGCGUGGUGAUCAAUAACAUCUACGGCCUGACCUUCACCGUGGUUCUGUUCACCUCCUCCAUCGGCAGCAUCGUCUUCACCUACACCCGGAUCACCAUGGUCUGUCUGACCAGCAGGAACAAGUCUAUAAACACUAAAGCCCUGAAGACCUGCAGCACACACCUGGUUGUGUAUCUCAUCAUGCUUUUCUGUGGUAUUUUUAUUAUAGCUAUGCAUCGUUUCCCUCAGUACUCGGACCAGAGGAAAAUGUCGGCCAUCUUGAUCCAUAUCAUUCCCAGCAGCCUGAAUCCCAUCAUUUACGGAGUUCAGUCCAAAGAAAUUCAGAAAUUCCUGUCCAAGUUUUUUCAGUCUAGGAAGAUUUUUUCUUGGUCUUAAAAGCUAAUGUGUUCAGGAAGUUAAUCCAGGAUAACUGUCUACUUUAGAAGUGUACCGAUUUAUUGGCCCUGAUUUCCUUAAUUUUAGGAGAUUGGCGAUCGGCCGAUACUUACAUGAGAAAUCGAUCUUAUCCUCCGAUCUCAUUUACCUCAGCAAAGGUCUGCAGAGCCACUGUCCCUUAUUGCUCUCUCAUGAGAGACGUUUGACUGGCAGACCGGCCCACCAGGUCAGGUCUGCAUGUUUACAAUAGUCACCCCAUUGUUGCCAACUCAGCACAUUCUUCCUACAUUUAGCAACAUUUCAACAAAAAAACAGGUAUCCGAAUCUGCAGGUCAGGCAUAUUAAAGAUCAGCCAGCAAAUGGCAACAGGAGCAGCUUUAGUUUACAGUGAUGUCAGCUGGACUAGAAUCCUGUUAAUCUGAGCAGAAAUCCUGAUUCAUUUCUCAGCGCUUUACAUUUUCCACUGUGUGAUUCAGACAGUUGCUGGUUUGGAUCAGCAGAAUGAAAAAACCUUUCUGAGGUCAGUAACAGGUUUUCACCGGAUUGAUCCGUUUCAUUCCGGACUCUGUUCCGACCAGCUGAACUGAACUCUGCUUCUCAGAACCGCUUCUCUGUGUCCACCCAUAACAGGCAACCUAGCUGAGAAACUCUUCUGGCUUUUUAAAAUGUAUUUAUUGUUUUAUUUUUUACCAGCAACAUAUCAGUUUCAAUUUCUUUGGUCAAAUUUGUGAAAAAUUCUCACACUAACAUUUUUAAAGAAACCACAACAUUAGCUCCAACACAAUGAUUUCUUAAGAUGCUUUCACAUCUCCCUGCAUGGUUAGAAGACGGUUAGACGACAACACGGUGGAGACUCUGGAGUGGCCUAGUCAAAGCCCAGACCAAUUCACAGCAGACCCCCAGCAACCUAGCAGAAGUGGCUCAGUUUAGUGGGAAGAAUGAGGAAAACUAAGCAGCCUGACCGACUCUCUGCAGCCAGAGGUGCCAAAACUACAUAUUGACUGGAAAGGAGGGAACAAUUAUGCAAUGAUUUUUUUUAUUGAUGUGAAAUAUUUUUAUUUCAAGUUCAUUAUUU
Molecule: messenger RNA, 2086 nt
Organism: Xiphophorus hellerii (green swordtail)
Lineage: Eukaryota; Metazoa; Chordata; Actinopteri; Cyprinodontiformes; Poeciliidae
Product: olfactory receptor 52D1-like
Exons: 2
Coding region: 55-1011 (318 amino acids)
Biological process (GO): detection of chemical stimulus involved in sensory perception of smell; G protein-coupled receptor signaling pathway
Cellular component (GO): membrane
Molecular function (GO): G protein-coupled receptor activity; olfactory receptor activity; odorant binding
Source: RefSeq, a predicted model, not a curated record